Messenger RNA from Aethalodelphis obliquidens (Pacific white-sided dolphin), 1605 nucleotides. Its product is annotated as sialic acid-binding Ig-like lectin 11. NCBI's taxonomy places the organism in Eukaryota, Metazoa, Chordata, Mammalia, Artiodactyla, Delphinidae. The record is from RefSeq and is a predicted model, not a curated record. The transcript is spliced from 6 exons. Gene Ontology annotation, cellular component: plasma membrane. Gene Ontology annotation, molecular function: sialic acid binding. Gene Ontology annotation, biological process: cell adhesion. Bases 1 to 1068 code for a protein of 355 amino acids.
AUGGAUUCGGAGUUUGGGGUGCUUGAAAUUGGCCAAGAUGGGAGUUUUUACACAGAGGAAAUUGACAAGUGCUACAAAGCAGGAAGAUAUGAGCCCUUAGGCAAUGAAAGAGACAGACAGACAGACAGGCAGACUGAAGCUAGCUUUCUCUCUGUCCUGCCAGGACCUGAAAGUCUGGGCCAAAGCCUAUCUCUCCCAGUCCAGGAGGGCCAGUUCCUACGCCUGGACUGUGUUGCCGACAGCAACCCUCCUGCCAGGAUGAGCUGGAUCCGGGGGAGCCUGACCCUGAGCCCCUCCAAUUCCUCGAACCCUGGGGUCCUGGAGCUGCCCCGGGUGCAACUGGGGGACCAUGGGAAAUAUGUCUGCCGAGCUCAGCAUCCGUUGGGCUCUAAUGAAGCAUCUCUGAGCCUCGUUGUGAAAAACCCCCCGCAGCUGCUGGGACCCUCCUGCUCCCAGGAGGAGGAAGGUCUGCACUGCGACUGUUCCUCCGGAGCCCAGCCGGCCCCCUCCCUGCGCUGGCGGCUGGGGGAGGGGCUGCUGGAGGGGAAUUUCAGCAACGCCUCCUUCAAGGUCACCUCCAGCUCGGCUGGGCCCUGGGUCAACAGCUCCCUGAGCCUCCACGAGGGGCUCAGCUCUGGCCUCCGACUCAGCUGCGAGGCCCAGAACGGCCACGGGAAACAGAGCGCCACUGUCCUGCUGCUGCCAGGAAGGCCAGCACCCAGGACCGGUGUGGUUUGGGGGGCCGUCGGGGGAUCCGGCGUCACAGCCCUCCUAGCUCUCUGCCUCUGCCUCAUCUUCUUUGUAGUGAAGAUCUACAGGAAGAAAUCAGCGGAGAAGGCAUCAGGCAGAGAUGGCGUCCGUCCCGCACUGACUUCCAUCUCUCUGGGUCACCUCAAUGAAUCCUGUUCAGACAGCCCCUCGGACUACCAGACCCCAGCUCCGGCCACCUCCACCCCAGGGAAGGAGCAGGAGCUCCAUUACGCCACCCUCAACUUCCACAGGCUGAGGACCCACAACUUUCAGGACCAGGACACCACUGAGUACUCAGAGAUCAAGAUCCAGAAAUGAUGCCCCCGCCCCCAACCCCAGAACCAGGCUGGAGCCCAGAAGGUGCAUCUCUGAAGAAAAUGUGUGCCAGGCACCGAUUCUUGAGGACUUGGCUGCCCUCUGAGCCAGAGCUUACAAAUGAGGAGGUGAAGCUCCUUGGAGCGGCUGAAGGGCACAGAGAGUCCUAGGUUCAAAUCCAGACCCUGGCAACCCUAAGGGUGUUAUAUCAGGCAAAUCACUUUACCUCUCUGUGCUUCAGUUUCCUUCUCUGUAAAAUGGGGAUAAUAUCCAUUAGGCACAUUGUUAAGUGGGAAAAAUGCACUUUGGGAGCUGCUAACUACAUUGUUAUGUGUUAAGUUAGCCUCAGCAUGGAGGGAGAUGUCAGCUCUACCACAUAUUUCUGUUUUGCCUGACUGUUUUUAAGAACAUGAAUUAUUUUUUGUUUGUUUGUUUUUCCGGGAGGGAGGAGAUAAAACAUGUAUUAUUUUUUUUAAGUAAAUCUAAAUUUACCUCUCUGGAUGGAGACGAUAUUUCCCAAUACAUGUACCUAACAAAGGA